This is a messenger RNA of Angiostrongylus costaricensis, 930 nucleotides long. Lineage: Eukaryota; Metazoa; Nematoda; Chromadorea; Rhabditida; Metastrongylidae. The record is from the annotation of a GenBank genome assembly.
UUGAUCGCCGACGAGAAGCUUUGCCAUGAAGCUGAAAGCCUACGACGCAUAGCCUUUUUUGGGAUUUGCAUCAGCACUGUGGCCACAGUGACUGCAAUCGUUGCUAUUCCGUCGCUAUACAACUACAUGCAGUACGUACAAGCUUCACUGCAGACUGAAAUUGAAUUCUGUAAACAUCGAACGACCGGACUUUCUGACCAGUACGAACGAAUGCAGCAAGUUCAGCGAGUUAGAGGAAGAAUUAUGAAACGACAGGCCGGGUACAACACUCCAUCUGAGUAUAGCAGUCCUUCUGACGAUGCAAUUCAAGCUGGCUUCAUCCAGCAAACAAAUUUGUUAUGUUGUAGCUGCAAGGCAGGGCUUGCUGGACCACCCGGUCCACCCGGUGUCGACGGAGCCGAUGGAAAUGAUGGUGUACCCGGAAAAAAUGGUGAGCCUGGUCUUGAUGCUGAACCCAAUACACAGCCUGCGAUUGAAGACUUCUGUUUUGACUGCCCUCCAGGACUACCAGGACCACCUGGAAACCCAGGUCCCAAAGGGCCGAUCGGCAAUCCAGGAGCUGAUGGAAAGCCCGGACCCGAUGGAUUGGCAGGACAACCUGGUCCACCUGGUCCACAAGGACCUCCUGGUGCUGAUGGAGACCCCGGUCGACCUGGUGAGCAAGGGCCGCCCGGAGUUCUUGAGGAGGUGCCCGUUCCAGACGGGCCUGUUGGUCCACCUGGACCUCCGGGUCACCCCGGUCCAGACGGAGCACCAGGAGCUCCUGGUCAUCCCGGACAAGAUGGACCACAAGGACCACCUGGAGAUCCAGGACGUGAUGGUGCUCCGGGAAAUCCAGGUGCUCCAGGACUGCAGGGUCCACUCGGAGAGCCUGGAGUCGGAGGUGGCUGCGAUCAUUGUCCUCCUCCCCGAACUGCUCCCGGAUAUUAG